AUGGGGAAUCAGACCAGUGAAGAAAGGGAAGCGAUUGAGCUGGAGAAUGCCGAAUUUUCGGUCUUCGACACCAUAACCCCCGAAAAAGUGGCACAAUUGAUCAUUGUUGGUAGCACGGUUCACUUGGCUGCUAUGAAGUACAUGGAAACCGAAAGUGACACGGAUUUGUUCUACAGCGUGCUGAGUACAGCCGUGGCAAUUUUGGUUGCGUUGGGAAUGGCCUAUAGAAACCGCGUUGCAGGCAACGGAUUCGAUGGAUCUGACAUCGCACACGUUUCUCAGUUUCUGCCCGACUUCAACAUCCUUUACUUGCUUUAUUUGCCUACGUUCCUCUCUUUGCUAUUUGCAAGGCACCUCACCAUCAUCAACCUGGCUUUGGCUUUCAACUGCUCAGAUUUGGCUCCAUAUAUGCGCCUCCCAAUCCAAGCAAUCUUCGUGUUGUUCAAUGACGCGUACUACAGGGACAGACAUGUUUACCUGAAGGCCAUUGGACUGAACUGUGGGCUCGCAUAUGCCAUGCAACGCAUAGGCCAACUUAAAAGUUUUGAUCUAGUUGAAUGCAACUUGUUCAGCAUCCUGCUAACAAAUGUCUUAUUUUUGAUCGACUCCCCUGUUGUCCAUUUCCAGGUACUUCAAAACGUUCUCAGAGGCUUCCUGAUUGCAAUUACUCUCAAUUAUCCUUUGGUGAGGUUGACAUCCAGUUGGAACAAAUAUGCAAGAACGAUGGUUCUAUUCUCAACGUUUGCUUCCGCUUUUCCUCUUGCAGUGGUCCACCUUUUCGAAAUACAAGGCUUGAACCCUGCAGUUUGGCUCUACGAUUACAUCAUCUCGAGCCCCGUAAGGAUGAAGAUAACCCUCGGCUGGUUUUGUGGCUUGGCACUACUUAUCCCCAACAUCAUGAUCUUAAAGUCAAACUUCUCUUUAAACUCCUCCCGCAAAAUUUGGCACUUCAUUAUCCUAGGCUUGAUUGUACCCCCACUGAAACAAGACCCCGAAUUCGUCAAGAUUGCCCUUGCAGGCACUACUGUGAUUUUUCUAGCUGUGGAGUAUCUCAGAUAUUUAAAACUUGCUCCUUUUGGUGAGUAUCUGGACACUAAGUUGAGAUCGUUUGCCGAUUUUCGUGAUGAGCGCGGCCCUAUCAUCAUCUCUUAUAUUUAUCUGAUCAUUGGUGUCGCAACCCCCAUCCUUUUGAAUGACUCUCUAGUUGGCGUCAUCAGUCUAGGCGUAGGAGAUUCCCUGGCGUCUAUCGUGGGGAGCAGAUGGGGUCGUUCUAGAUGGCCCGGAACCAACAAAACCAUCGAAGGAACACUUGCCUUUAUAUCGGCAACUUCAAUUUGCAGCCUUGGGUUCAAGUACCUCUUGGGUGAGUUCAAGGACGUCCCCUCUUUAAAGUUGGUCCUAAUUUGCGUAUUUUCCGGUCUCUUAGAGGGCAAUAGUGUCUUGAAUGACAACAUUCUUAUUCCUUCAUUCAUGUUGAUAAUUCGCGAAAUCUUCAAGUAA
Lachancea dasiensis is the source of this 1500-nucleotide messenger RNA. The record is from the annotation of a GenBank genome assembly. NCBI's taxonomy places the organism in Eukaryota, Fungi, Ascomycota, Saccharomycetes, Saccharomycetales, Saccharomycetaceae.